Baudoinia panamericana UAMH 10762 is the source of this 2586-nucleotide messenger RNA. RefSeq lists its product as uncharacterized. Gene Ontology annotation, biological process: aromatic amino acid catabolic process; positive regulation of transcription by RNA polymerase II. Bases 1 to 2586 code for a protein of 861 amino acids. The record is from RefSeq and is a predicted model, not a curated record. Gene Ontology annotation, molecular function: DNA-binding transcription factor activity, RNA polymerase II-specific; zinc ion binding. Gene Ontology annotation, cellular component: nucleus. Lineage: Eukaryota; Fungi; Ascomycota; Dothideomycetes; Mycosphaerellales; Teratosphaeriaceae. The transcript is spliced from 3 exons.
AUGGCGCAGCAUGCCAGCGCCUCACGUUCUACGACAGCUACUAACGUGGCCAAUGCAUCAUUGAGUCACCGCGCUACUGGAGAUGAUGAAGCGGGCUACAAGCGUGCCUACAAGGCUUGCGAAGCUUGUCGCAAGCACAAAGCGAGGUGUGAGACCACUUCAGAUGCUUCGGAGUGUACUCGCUGCCGCCGAGAGCGCCGCCCGUGUGUGUUUCCACUGGAGAGAUCGAACAAGAGAGUCAAGACUACGGAUGGCGAGCAACGUGAGGGAACAGCCUCAACACGGUCUACGGCGGAAAGUACGUCUUUUGAGGCAUUUUCAGGUCGACCGUUGGCUGGAAAGGCACCGUCACCACGUUAUCUGCAUGACCAUCAUGCAUCCGAAAAAGCAGCCGCCACGAAUGCCAUACUGCCAAACUUAACCAUCGACCGGUAUAAUCGAGGCGUUAAUGACGCUUCCAACGAUAAUCUUGCCGCGACCUUCCCAGAUCAAUCAGCGGCAGAGAGAGAAUCAGCGUCAUACCUGCCCCGUGCUCCUUCCACAGCCUGCGCCGUGCCAUCGGAUCCAUCUUCUAGUUUACACAACGACGUGGUUCGCACGACACUGGUAACCUCUUCGAGCGACGCUGUAGGCCUCUUGUUCAGUGCAGCUGUACAUCCGGACUCCUCAGAUCCGGAGGACGAUGGGCAGCCGGAAAGGCACACACGCCAGCAACGCUCAGAAGAUACAUCCACCCAAGCAAACUCCGAGCUGCAUCUACCCGGCCAUCUUCAACCGGAUACGCUGUUAUUGUGGGAGAAACUCCGCUUCGUUCGUCAGGGCUGGUUCACGGCACCGGAGGCGGUGUCGUAUUUAGAGUUCUUCUUCAAGCAUCUUGCACCAUUGACUCCAAUCACGGAUACCCUCUCUGCCGAUCAGGACACGCACAAGCUUCUCAUCCUCCAUGAGCCACUGCUUUGCUGUACGAUCCUCAUGAUCGCUUCUCGUCAAUGCGAUCUGCCAGGCUCUGCAGGCGCAACCCGCUCGACCUUCAUUCACGCUCGGCUUUGGCGGCAUAUCGAGCACCUUGUGCAACGAAUAACUUUCGGCUCAGAGAAGUAUAGCACUGCAAAGACCCGCACACUCGGCAGCAUACAAGCACUGCUGCUCAUCAUCGAAUGGCAUCCACGGUUACUGCACUUCCCUCCCGAGAAUGAUGGCUGGGACGCUGGCUUGGCUCCUGAUAUGGAUGACUCCUUCGAACCGCAAGACCGAAGGAGCGAUGCGUCGCGGAGGUGGCGAGAGGAAGUCUUCGAGCCCGCCAAGCGUUCUGAUCGCUUGAGCUGGAUGCUAGUCGGACUGGCAAUCACACUCGCACACGAGCUUGGAGUGUUCGAUUCGUCAGAUGAUCCACCCUCAACUUCGACACAGAUUGAGAUCCAUCGACAGAAGCGUCGAAUUCGCAAACUGCUGUACUUCUAUUCUACCCAGUUAUCACUUCGGCUGGGAUGCACCAACGUGUAUCCACAAGGCGAUCACUCUAGCUUCUCCUCCAGUCCGCCCACCACAUCAUCGGUGCAAGAGCAAGCUGCGUAUGACCGGGAAAGACUCCUUGCAAGCUGGAUAGACAUUACUCGACUACUGAGCACUGCUACCCAGAUGAUAUCUUCCAAACCGACUACGAAAAGGAUGCUUCGCAGCGGCCAGUAUGUCAACCUGCUGGAGCAUUACCAACCAUUACUGGCGAAGUGGCAUAGCGAUUUCAUGAGUGUGGAGCUACCGAUGGUCGCCUCCGCCGCCAAAGAUAUCGUCCUGGUCGAGUACUACUUCACACGUGUGUACGUCAACUCGCUUGCACUACAAGCUUUGAUCGAACGCACGAGCGGUGGGAUGUCUGGCAGCAGCUGGCUCGACCAGGACCUGUUCCGCAAAGAGUACAAACAAGAUUUUCGCUUUAUCAAUGAUGUCCGGGAGUCCAGCGGACACAUUCUAGUAACCGCGAAGAAGCUGUCAGACGAGGGUGUGCUACAGUACUCACCCGUACGGUUCUUCCUCCGCUUGGUAGCCGCAUCGAUCUAUCUUGUGAAGACGCUUAGCCUGGGAACGCGGGAGGCUGACGCCACUAAUUCGCUGAGGCAACUCGAAGCGUGUGUUGAAGCGCUCGCUAAGAACCGUGCCGAUGAUGUACACCUUUCGAGCCGAUACGCUGAGCUAAUGGCUCGCCAUCUUCGCAAAAUACAGCGGAACUUACGGCUGAGCUCUAAUGAUCGUCUGACCGUUCCGAAACGGUUUGAUCGCCGGCCGUGGCAGGAUGCUACCCAGGGUCAACCGUCGCUCGACAAUGCCGACGGGGCGGUGCAGACAGGACAGCGGUACUACGGAGCGAGUAGUCGUGAUGAGGGACAGUCCUCAGCUACCGGUCAUCCAGACAUAUCUUUCUUCCCAGCCGGAAGCGAAGCAGACGCUAUGUGGGAUGGUUGGUUGGCACAGCCUUUCAACGUUUCCAUUGCGCCGUUCGACGUCGAGAUGUUUGAGCCGAAUGCAAGCUUGACAAGCGAAUCUCUUGACUUCCUGUGGAAUAUGCCGCAGUUGUCAGAGGGCUUGUGA